Molecule: messenger RNA, 8101 nt
Organism: Melopsittacus undulatus (budgerigar)
Lineage: Eukaryota; Metazoa; Chordata; Aves; Psittaciformes; Psittaculidae
Gene: SEMA5A
Product: semaphorin 5A
Exons: 21
Coding region: 53-3286 (1077 amino acids)
Biological process (GO): neural crest cell migration; positive regulation of cell migration; negative regulation of axon extension involved in axon guidance
Molecular function (GO): semaphorin receptor binding; chemorepellent activity
Source: RefSeq, a predicted model, not a curated record
UGUGUGCAAGAAAAGUAGCCAGCUAAAAGAAGUGACUGCUGUGGAGGACAGCAUGACCACCAUGAAAGGAAGCUGCCUCCUUGCACUGCUGUUGGCAGGAUUUGGUGUAUUAGGAAUACUGGAUCCAAUGACAAGAGAAGAUACCCACUGCCACAGAGCUGAGCACCCAGUCAUUGCAUUUAAAGAAAUUGCCCCUUGGUUACAUAUAUUCAGAGCAGAAGAUGCUGUGGACUUCUCACAGUUAACAUUUGACCCAGGACAAAAAGAGCUUAUUGCUGGAGCAAGAAACUACCUCUUCAGAUUGCAGCUUGAGGAUCUCUCUCUAAUACAGGCAGUGGAAUGGCAAUGUGAUGAAGCUACUAAAAGAGCCUGUUACAGUAAAGGCAAAUCAAAGGAGGAAUGCCAGAAUUACAUUCGAGUGCUUCUUGUUGGAGGCAACCAUCUCUUUACCUGUGGAACCAACGCGUUUACUCCAAUCUGCACUAAUCGGACGUUAAGUAACUUGACAGAGAUACACGAUCAAAUCAGUGGCAUGGCUCGUUGUCCUUACAGUCCCCAGCACAACUCCACUGCUCUUCUCACUUCCAGUGGGGAAUUAUAUGCUGCAACAGCCAUGGAUUUUCCAGGAAGGGAUCCUGCUAUUUAUCGCAGUCUGGGGGCCCUUCCUCCUCUCCGCACUGCCCAGUACAACUCCAAGUGGCUGAAUGAGCCAAAUUUUGUGUCAUCUUAUGACAUUGGGAACUUUACCUACUUUUUCUUCCGGGAGAAUGCAGUGGAACAUGAUUGUGGGAAAACAGUCUUUUCUCGUGCUGCUCGGGUGUGCAAAAAUGAUAUUGGUGGCAAGUUUGUGCUGGAGGAUACCUGGACUACCUUCAUGAAAGCUCGGCUGAACUGCUCUCGCCCUGGAGAAAUUCCAUUUUACUAUAAUGAACUACAGAGCACUUUCUUUCUGCCAGAAUUGGACUUGAUUUAUGGGAUUUUUACCACUAACGUGAACAGCAUAGCCGCAUCAGCAGUUUGUGUUUUCAAUCUGAGUGCCAUAACUCAGGCCUUUAAUGGACCCUUCAAAUACCAGGAAAACUCUCGCUCUGCUUGGCUUCCGUAUCCCAAUCCUAACCCUAAUUUUCAGUGUGGUACCAUGGACCAGGGACUGUAUGUGAAUCUGACAGAGAGGAAUCUUCAAGAUGCUCAAAAAUUCUUUUUAAUGCAUGAGGUUGUUCAACCAGUUAUUCCAAUUCCUUACUUCAUGGAAGACAACAGCCGAUUUUCCCAUGUGGUUGUGGAUGUCGUGCAGGGCAAGGACAUGCUUUUCCAUAUCAUUUAUCUCGCCACAGACUAUGGUACUAUUAAGAAAGUACUUGCCCCAAUGAACCAGACUUCAAGUAGCUGCCUGCUUGAGGAAAUUGAACUCCUGCCAAAAAGUCAGCGAGAGCCCAUCAGGAGCCUUCAGAUCCUGCACAGCCAGAGUGUCCUUUUUGUAGGCCUUCAGGAACAUGUAAUUAAAGUCCCCCUGAAAAGAUGUCUCUUUUACAAAACAUACAGUGCAUGCAUUGGAUCCCAAGACCCUUAUUGUGGUUGGGACAUGGUGAUGAAGAAAUGCACAACGCUGGAAGAAAGUCUGAGCAUGAGUCAAUGGGAGCAAAGCAUUACUGUGUGUCCAAUGAGGAAUCUGACAGUGGACGGGCAUUUUGGAACAUGGUCACAAUGGAAACCUUGCACACACAACGACGGUGCCAGUGUUGGCUCCUGCCUUUGCAGAACACGUUUGUGUGACAGUCCUGCUCCUCAGUGUGGAGGUUGGCUGUGUGAAGGACCAACCAUGGAGAUUGCCAACUGUUCCAGAAAUGGAGGCUGGACACCAUGGACUUCUUGGUCACCUUGUAGUACCACAUGUGGAAUAGGCUUUCAAGUUCGUCAGCGUUCCUGCAGCAAUCCAACCCCUCGACAUGGAGGACGUGUCUGUGUGGGACAGAAUCGUGAGGAGAGGUACUGCAAUGAGCAUUUGUUGUGCCCCCCUCAUGUGUUUUGGACAGGCUGGGGUCCGUGGGAGCGCUGCACAGCUCAGUGCGGUGGAGGGAUUCAGGCACGGCGUAGGACAUGUGAAAAUGGUCCUGACUGCCCUGGCUGCAGCGUGGAAUAUCAGCCUUGUAACACCAAUGCCUGCCCAGAGUUAAAAAAGACAACUCCUUGGACGCCUUGGACCCCAGUCAAUAUUUCAGACAAUGGUGGCCACUAUGAACAACGCUUCCGAUACACCUGCAAAGCGCGCUUGCCUGACCCAAAUUUGCUAGAGGUGGGAAGGCAAAGGAUUGAAAUGCGUUAUUGUUCCAGUGAUGGCACCAGUGGAUGCUCGACAGAUGGAUUGUCAGGGGACUUCUUGCGUUCUGGACGAUACUCUGCUCAUACCAUCAAUGGUGCCUGGUCACCCUGGUCGCCAUGGUCUCAGUGCAGUCGUGACUGCAGCAGAGGUAUACGGAAUCGCAAACGGGUCUGCAGCAAUCCUGAGCCCAAGUAUGGAGGACUUCCUUGCCUUGGCCCAUCUCUAGAGUACCAGGAAUGCAACAUUUUGCCUUGUCCAGUGGAUGGAGGCUGGUCUUGUUGGUCAUCCUGGUCAAAGUGCUCAGCAACUUGUGGAGGAGGGCAUUACAUGAGAACCCGCUCAUGCACAAAUCCAGCACCAGCAUACGGAGGGGACAUCUGCCUUGGACUGCACACUGAAGAAGCACUCUGCAACACACAGCCAUGCCCAGACAGCUGGUCCGAGUGGUCCGAGUGGUCUGACUGUGAUUCAUCUGGCUUCCAGUUCCGUGUUCGUCAGUGCAUCAUUUUGUUUCCAGUGGGCAGCCAGUGCACAGGCAACACCACAGAGAGCCGAGCCUGUGCUUUGGACUCCAACUUUAUACCAGAGAUAUCAGUGGCACGAUCCAGCAGCAUAGAAGAAAAACGAUGUGGCGAGUUCAAUAUGUUUCACAUGAUCGCAGUGGGAUUAAGUAGCUCAAUACUUGGAUGCCUUCUUACCCUGCUUGUUUACACUUACUGCCAACGGUAUCAGCAACAGUCCCAUGAUGCAACUGUAAUCCAUCCGGUGUCACCAGCUCCUCUAAAUACCAGCAUUACCAACCAUAUUAACAAACUGGACAAAUAUGAUUCUGUAGAAGCCAUCAAGGCAUUUAACAAGAACAACCUGAUUUUGGAGGAGAGAAACAAAUACUUCAAUCCACAUCUCACUGCAAAGACUUAUUCUAAUACCUAUUUUACAGAUUUCAAUAAUUAUGAUGAGUACUAAUGGGCUUGUGUAUUUUCUGGCCUCCUGUAACUCCCCAGUCCCCAAGGCCUGUGCUACUUGACUGCUCAUGUGAUUGAGGCUUCAGAGAUGAAGUUCAGAGACAUUUCAAGCACGAUCCAAGCCAUCAAUGUCCCAUUGCUGCCAAAAGCCCAAAACACCUGCUUGUGACAUGAUGUUUUCUUUGCAGAGUGCAAGGUUGGCCUUCAGUGUUGGAUGCAGCUAUAGAUCCCUCGAUGUCGCUGGACCACUCAUGAGGAUUGCAUCACAUCAACUCAGUUUCAUUAACUUCCAGUCAGAUUGCUCUAACAAGUAAUUCCUGAGCUUUAAAAGAACCCACAAUGUUACCCCUUAAAUCUACGCCAGGAGUACAAAUCUAACUUUCUUUUUAAAUAUUGUCUUUUAUUUCCAUGAGGUCUGAAAAGGGAUCUCUGCUGUUAGCCAUGGGAGUCCUCUGUGCAGUCACACCACCAAAAACAGCUCACGGGGUGCUGGGAACAGCAAGAAGAAAUGUGUUGGUUUAGCAAUGCUCUGCAGCUCUGGGAUCUGUAGGGCUGAUCUUCCUGGCCUGUAAAUCACUCCAGCUGCAGUUCAGAGUGCAGACACUAAGGACGUACUUGAGGGAUAUAAACUUGUAAUUAACCCAGAAGGCCACGGGGUUAGUGGUUUCCAGUUGUGAGCUACGCCCAUUCACAUAAAGCCUUCACCUAGUUCAGUUUAAUUUUUGGGAGGGUCUGGAAGGGCAUGGACCACACAGAGGCCAAGGGAGGAGGGCAGAUAGGAAAGGCACACUGGAAGGUUUUUCUGUGUAUGGUUAGUAAACAGCCUUGCUGCAGCACGUAGGUUUGCAGAAGUCACGGCAUUCCCCAGGCUUCCUUUCCUUGGUGUGUGUGAAUGGGAACCCAUUCCUCACUCUGCUGUAGCCUUCGCCAUCAGGCUGGUCAUGGAAAGAUAUGACUGCACCAUCUUGUGUACCAUCUCAGGCUCUUGGGGAUACAUAGACAUAGAUCUGCUUUUCUCUUUUUGCUUUCAUUUUAUAUGCACAUGUCUGACAAGCAAAGCUGGCUCAGAAAACGCAGAUGUAUUUGCAAAGCAUCUCAUCUUGCUGCCAUGUCCAACCACGCUAGUCAGCCCCUAGAGGAACAUUCUUAUGGUAUUUUAAGUGAUUAUGUUGUUGAACUUCAUUGAUGUAAAUAUUUAAAAUACUGUUUGAGUUUUAAGUUAUCAGUUUUAAUUCCUUUUUUAGUGGCAGGUGAGGAAACACAAAGAAUUUUUAUGCCGUUUUACUUUGUUCUGUCUGUCUUCACCCACAUUCAUGACAUUGUUAUUUUUGUAUCUGAAAUUCCAGGUGUAUAACUAAAAAAAAAGGGCAGGGAUUCGGGUCAGAUUUUCCAGAGUACUUAGUAGUAAGGCAGUAUUUGCUAUUCUCAGAAGCUUAUGAAAAGAAAUUAAAAAUUAAUAUUAAGGAGUAAAGAAUUGGGCUUUCAGUUUUUUGAGCAUGCUAGAUGCAGAGAUCAUCACACUGGAGUACCAGGAAUGUAUGCAAAGAGAAACAGAGUGGAAAUGUUUCCGUUCUGUGUUUAGAGUCCUUGAUCAUUAGGUUACACUAUGAUAAGCAAAUAGAGAAAAACAUGUAUAGAUUAUAAGUAUUCACAAUAAAAAAAGGCAAAAAGUACCAAGAAACAUUGAUCAUGCGAGAAUGCAUUUUGAGCAUUGAUUUGAGCAAGGAUAAACACCAUCUCUAAUGGUAGCAGUGAGCAACAUUUUUGAAUGGGGAUAGAGCUGAAUGUAGCACUAUGCUUCCUAUCUCAGUUCUGCAGUACAAUGAAAAAAUGCAAAGUAAGUGGUCUUUGAAAAGCUGUGCAGCAAAAUGAAUGCACAUUUAGCAUCUAUGAAAAUAAUUAAGAUCUGACACUCAUUUUUUCCAGCUGAAUAGUUCUCCCUCUCUGUCAAAAGAAACCACCCCACCCUCACACCAGUUCAUCCCCAGAAAGUAUAAUAAUACUGGUUCUGUAUAAUUUGUGAUUUUUUUUACUGUUUAUUAGAUUUGGUUUUCCAGGAGGAAAUUAGCUGAUUGCCUUGGGUAAGAAAAUGUAGUGAAACAGAUAGAGGGAAAAAAAGCCCUUGGAAUCAUAACCAGUCCAGUACAUGAAUCACUCUGUCCAUGCCAAAAGAUAAAAUUUUACAUUUAGUAAGAUAAAUAAAAUCUAUAUUGCUGCCACUGCCAGGAAAAAGCAGCACAUGCACAUACACUGAUAUGCACAACACUGUUCCUCUCUGCCCUGUACUAAAAGCACAUUAUUCUGGCUUAUGGAUUUUAUAUUUAGACUAUUAGUUAUGAGACCAAUAUCUUAAAAAUAUUUGAAUUAUGUAUUUUUAUUUUAAGCUUUUAAAAUGAAAAUUAUCUGAAAUUAGCUUUAUUUUUUUUAACUCUUCAGUAGUCUGAAGCACGCCUAUCUUUGCAGUCAUCUGUUUUCCAUUCUUUUCAUGGAUAGAUACAUAUUUUAGAUUUGCGUUAUAUAUGCGGUAAUAAUACUCUAGGUUAAGUCUGCAUGAUCAUAGAUAGAGGUGCAUUUAGCAGAUGCUCAGGCUGCUCAUGCUUCCAUCUCCCCAAGGAGUAUUUCACGUGUUCCAGACCUUUGAGCAACUCCCAUGUAGAUGCCAUUUAAACACCAUACCAAAUUGUUAGGAAAGUGUUUCUUUUCAACUUUUUUUUGCCAUUUAGCUUCCUAAAUUUCAUUGCUCUAAAUUGCAGGUACAGGUAUAUUCAAACCUGUGUCUAAAUCAGCAGGGUAAACAUGGAAAUUUCAUAGCACUUCAAUGAGAAAAAAUUUAUGGCAAGAUCUCACGGUCAAGCUAGAUUCUGAGACAACAGGUUUUAAAGCCAUUAGGUAUUUGUAUCUUAAGUAAUUCUCAAGGACCCCAGAUGCACUGCCUAUAUCAGUAUUUUCACCUUCGGAAUUCUACACAGCUGUCCAGGUAGUUUAAUACAGCCUUUCCUAAGACAUGGAGCAAAGCAAAUUUCAGUCUCUUAAUUUUCAAUUUAUUUUAUUUAGCUUUUCUUUUUCUUUUUUUUUCCUAAACAGGCUACAGAUAUUAUAGUGAAAAUCAGAUUUCCCCAUGAAAGCUCUUACUUUUCUUUUGCCAAAAAUGUAAUGAGUAGGCAUUUUCCUCCUUAUCUUGUUUAAGCCAAAAGAGCUCUCAAAUGUGCAGAAGGGAAAAUUUUGGUUCUUAGAGCAUUGUUCUCUUUUUGGAAAGGGAAAACCAACUCCCUUGCCAAUUAAAUGCUGUGCUUAAAUACCUUUUGCUUGUAUAAAGUGAUCUUUUUUCAAUAAAUAAUUGUAUUACCUCUGACACCAAUAGUUAAUAUUACUAAACCACUUUUAUACUGAUUGCAUAAAUUUUAAAAUUUCUCUAUUUUGAAUGCAAACAUUUUGACAGAUAGAUCAAAAUUCUCUGUGUGAAUCCGUUUCUUUGUAAGCCUGUUACAUAGAGUGAGGAGGAAGCAGGAUUGCCAGUCUUUACACUAUAUACUUUCAUUGGAUAAGUCAAAGUAGAAUUGUGUUUGAGUGCACAUUUUGGGCCUAUUUUUGUGUCUGAUACACAGUGCACAUUCCUUAGUUUCUUAGAAAAUGGACUCCUGUGCUUGCAGAUUUAUCUUGUACUUUGAUUUGAGUCUAAUGACCUUUAUGGUCAUUUAAAGUUACUUUUCAUGGAAGCUUUUCCAGCCAUUUGCAGUCACCUGCUGUUGGAGCAGUGUUAUUUAGCUAAAACUAAUCAAGAGAUUUUUUACUAGGAUUAGGAUUUUCUUAGGAGUGGGAGAAAGAAUGGGGCUUAAAUGGCACUGAUUUCCAGGCUAUUAAGCAGUACUGAUUAAAGUCUCAGAUGGGUAUAGGAUACUGUGGAUUUAGUUAGCUUGACCAGAGCUCCACAGUAACCUCUGGAAAAAUACCAUGUCAAUGUACAAAUCAAGAGCUACCAAAGCACUUAGGUUAAGUGAAGAAAGUUCUGAGAGCAUCAGACCAUAUGGCUGUUGAAAUCAGGAAAGAGAGUAAGAGGUCCCAGAUGCAACAAAAAUGUUAAUGGGAAUAAAUGCUUCAAUAUUUUUUUCCUCAGAAUUAUGGAACAAAUAUAAUCACUUUUUUAAAUGUGGGACCAGUUUUAUUGUAAUCAGCACAACAUAAGUACAUUCCUGAAGUUAACUGUAUGCAUAAUGGCUUUGCUGUAUGAGAUCAGUUCCGUAAACAGUUUGGUCCAAGCUUAUCUUGCUCUGCUUGAGGCAUCCGACUAACUUGUGAUUGUAGCUGCCACCAGCACCCUCUAUGUCUCACCUGGGAGAACAUCCUUAGAUGGACAGAGUUACAUCCUGGUGAGGGCUUGUGUCUCUUGCUCAACGCUAUAGUGAGCCUGGAGAGACACAUGUUUAAUAGUCAUUUGGAUGCCUAAAUUUGAAUUUGCAAAAGCUAGGCUCUUGAGUAUGAUUUUACUCGUCACGUAAGUAACCACACCAAGUUCAGUGGUAUGGGUGUAAGAAGUUACUUAUUUUAAUGUGUUUACAGAAUUGAGCCCAAAAUGUAUUGCUUCUGCACAAAUCCAUGCACAGUACAAGAUGACUUCAAUAGUAAGAAAACAGAUUCAUUUAAAAUUGUUCACAAGCAGAUCUGCAUCUUGAUAUCAGGGAAUAGAUAUGUGUUCAUUGUGUGGGGUAUUUGAAUUCAUUCCUUUCUUUGCUAAAUAAAUGAAUGAUAAAACAAGAUACUGCUUGACUUCAUUUAAAAGCCAUUCUUCCAAAUAAAGAAGGGUUCUGGGAUCUGUGAA